AUGAGCUCCAGCUCGAUCAAGGACCAGGUCGGCACUACGAAGAAAGACGAAGUCAAAGAAGAUCUCCUUCAAAUCUGGUCUGGUCCGAGAUCACCGGGAUCGUUAGCUGCACGUGGCGAGAUACGCGGAGGUAAUACUAAUCUGCAGAGGUCAUGGGGUGUCAUCACAGACCAUUACAUGAGUUUCAAGAACUUCCGGUCCAUAAUGAAUGGAGUAUAUACUUCCAACUAUCCAAUUGAUCUCCUAGGCUAUCUAGAUGGCGUUGGUGAAAUAGAAGUUGUGACAGACCACACCUUUACACUAGGUGAUAACAUGCAAACUUCAAGAGUAACAUUCACGAUCAAGGAUCUUGAAGGUCGCACACUGGAAUGUGAAGCCAGGGGAGUUUUGGCUAUCCAACUUUACAAUAAAUGGUGGAGGCAUGGUGGAACCGAAACAUUCAUCACAAUGAGUGAUUGGAUGGUUUACACGGACAGAGGAACCAAUGAGAUGAAGAUUAAGGAUGCUGGAGGAAUCUCUAGAUUUGAGUUCAAUGCCCUUUACCAGGAUGUUUAUGAGUUCAGGGCAGCAUAUUUUAAUGAGAGCGACCCUACAAGGAUAGAGAGUGAUGGUUCAAGUGUUGAGCUGGAUUGGUCUCCCUGA
This is a messenger RNA of Microthlaspi erraticum, 642 nucleotides long. The record is from the annotation of a GenBank genome assembly. Lineage: Eukaryota; Viridiplantae; Streptophyta; Magnoliopsida; Brassicales; Brassicaceae.